AUGAACAAUAGCACAUUCAACAGCUGCGGGACAAGAACGUUCGAACGGGGAGGGGGGGACGGGCGGGGGGGUGAUCCAAGUAUUGGAUUUGGCAGGGGGACGAUAAAAACACGUGUGAAGGCGGGAAACUACGUUUUGAAGCAGCGGUGUGACGCCAUCGAGAGCGCGUGGGGGUUGAAGCAGAACGGUAUCUUCGACGAAGGAGAGUGGAUCGCGGAGAUUCAUGGUGAAAUCCAGGACAUUACCAGCCGCACCCGCCUGUCCUUGUCAUCCCAACAAGAUGCCUACAGCGCACGAGGUGCUGCUGCACCUUCUCAGCACCCACCUGCUGCUGCAGCUGGUACCGCGAGGAGGAAGGUGGAGCGAGGGCAGCACGCCAGGGAGAGAGCUGCGAAAGGCACUUUAGGCGGCAAUAUCUGCAACGCGUGCUCGAUUGGCAGCGGACAACCGAUUGAGCGGACUCGUGGUGGAGUGGAAGAGUUCGUAUCCGGUAUCAGCUUCCCGCCUCCGGCCCCGGAGUCCCGCCGAUCCUGCCCUCACUGUCCGAUGACCUUCGUGAACGAGCAAGGCCUUGGGAUCCACGUGAGAACGCAGCACAGCAGUGCACACAUGUCCAACGGCGUGGGGCUGCGGCGCAUGUUACUGAAGGAUGUCGGAGGGAGUGUCCUGCCGUGGGAAGCAGCCGGGCCUGGGCGUUGUUGGCACGUGAAGUUCGAUCGUGCGACGGGGACGGCUUCGCGAUACGACUAUAGGUUCAAAGCCAAUAAUGCUGUCAACCAGCUGCGCAUCCUCGAGGACAACGCCGCGGACCUCUGGAAGGAGGAGGAGCGCACGCCUCUUCCGUACUUAAAGGAUCGUCUCAAGGUUCACUACAGCAACAUCGUGAAGUGGGCCAAGGACGAGAAGGCCAUAGUCGCGGCGGCAGCAGACGACGUGAAGAAGAGCCUCCUCGCCAAGCAGCAGCCUAAGCGGUGGUUUCCUGAGGCAGAAAAGAGGAAGCUGAAGGUAUCGACCCUGUGGCUGACGAUCACGGUCCGGAAGCUCGUGCGAGAGAUGUAUCCCGGGGACCAACGGGCGGCGACGUUCCGCGCAUCCUUCAGGGCGCCCGAUGAGUCGGACGUAUCGGCGAUUACGACGGUCGCAGAGAGGGAGUCCAGAGUUCCCCAAGUAUGGCCAAUUCCAGCUCUGGGAGCGUUGGAAUGUGGAUCAAGUGACUUUGGCAUUCUUGAACGGGCUGCUCGAUACGUGGGAGGAGCGAGGUGCGAAGCGUGUCGCCAUCUCACAGCCCUUUCCUGGCCCAGAGAAAAGGCAGUGCACCAUGCAAGUCAUCUUGGUCCGGGUGAGAAGACCUUGCGAAUUUCGGUGAUUUUCCGAGGCACGGGGAAGCGGAUCUCGCCGGUGGAGAAGGCCGCGUACCACAAGGACGUGGACGUGUUUUUCCAGGAGAAUGCUUGGGCCGACCAAAAGUUCUGUACGGAGUGGGCUAAGAGGUCCUACCGCGAAGGGCUGAUGCGCGGGCGGGGUGAGCUUCCCAAGGCGAGGUCCCUUCUUAUUAUCAUGGACAGCUUGCACGCGCAGACGACGGACGAGUUCAAGGAGUAUCUUGCGAAGGAGUGCAACAAUCUCGCCUGGUAUGGCCCUUCGGAGUGCACGGACGAGCUUCUGAUCGGCGGGUACUUAUUGAUCACUCAGUGGAUCGGAGCGGCCAUGGCAAGACUCAACAGCCAACAGGCGUUCCGAUUCCGCCUUUUCGAAAAGUGCGGGAUGGCCAUGACUGUGGACGGCUCAGGCGACGAUCGGAUCACCUUGGAGGGUUUGGACAAGCCGUACACCUUCGCAAACGAUGAAGACUGUAGUGAGGACGAAGAAGGUUUGGAGAACGGCAGCGAUGAGCCUGAGGGGCGGGGGAAGGAGGGCGAUGGACGCACGUCUCAAACCCAGACCGAUGAGCUAGCUCUUCUCGACGACGACGACAGCAUGGACCCACAAGACCCGGAGGACGAGACACAAGGAAUGGAGAUCCCGACAGGCGUUCGCAUUCAAGAAGUUAAACCCGUUGCUCUUGACAGAUUGCUUUUGCGACGUGGAGUGUUCGUUAGGCUGUGGAUGGGGUGGUUUGGAGGGUUGAUCAUUCAGCAAUCUCAGCAGGACACUCGCCACCAGUACGACUACUCUGUGCAGCUGGAGCUAGACCAGAGUACGCGCAAGAUGAAGCUGCCCUUAGACAAGUAG
Messenger RNA from Ectocarpus sp. CCAP 1310/34, 2232 nucleotides. The record is from the annotation of a GenBank genome assembly. Lineage: Eukaryota; Phaeophyceae; Ectocarpales; Ectocarpaceae.